ACGGAAUUUGCAUCUUCGAUUAACGGACGCGAUGACAUCUUGGCCUCGAGAAGGAAUUGGCCCUGGUGAAUUGGAGUUGCAAAAUGUCACCAGCUCUUCCAGGAAGAGCCCUUGUGGGUCCUUGACAAGAGUACUGUACAGGCUGCUUUUCAGGAAAAAUAGUAAUCAACAUUGUAAAACAAGAACCAACAUUUUUAAAAGUAGGACGAUGCAAAUAAUUCUACAUCAACAGCAACACAGCAGGACCACAAUGCCGAUGAUCUGGUUCGUGUUUCUCAACAUGAUAUGCAAGGUAUUGCUCAUCGGCAUAACCGCGAUUUCAACAACACCAGUACAAGCACAAUCAGAUAACGCAGUAGAAUCUCUGCAAAUUCACAAAGUCAAUUUUCAAGACUUUGACCUAGAUCCAGCGCAGGCGGGUGGCAAUCUAACCUUCUCCGUGACGAGUUCUGCCGCGUCGUCCUUGGCCUUCACGAACCUCGCUUUCUAUGUGUACUUGAUAGAUGCUUUGAGAUCCGAUGCUGGCGUGGAGACGUACCCAGCAAACAGCGGCGUCUCGGUUGCGGCAGCCGCAAGUUCUCACACCUUUUUCGCUGGGAUGGUUGGUACUACAGGCGUUACAACCUUUGCAGGAGAAGGGUCGAGUUUUGAUUUCUCGUUUCCGAUGCUAGCCGGGGCAAAUACGCUUUUUUCCGGGUCCGCAGAUCCAGGUGGCGCAAAUGCCGCUGCAGUUCCAUCCCUUCCGG
Amoebophrya sp. A25 is the source of this 746-nucleotide messenger RNA. The record is from the annotation of a GenBank genome assembly. NCBI's taxonomy places the organism in Eukaryota, Dinophyceae, Syndiniales, Amoebophryaceae.